Anopheles cruzii is the source of this 2151-nucleotide messenger RNA. RefSeq lists its product as uncharacterized. NCBI's taxonomy places the organism in Eukaryota, Metazoa, Arthropoda, Insecta, Diptera, Culicidae. The coding region runs from base 194 to 1999 and encodes 601 amino acids. Gene Ontology annotation, cellular component: cytoplasm. The transcript is spliced from 5 exons. The record is from RefSeq and is a predicted model, not a curated record.
AUAGUGUAUUGCGGCGAUAUUUCGUGAAAGUGACUUAACAGAAAGUUAAAUAAGCAUCGAAGGCGAUUUAUCACACCGAAGAGCACUCGUGAAAAUCAUCGUUUAUUCUCUUGAUUGCCCGAUCAAAUUAAAGUAGUGCGAUCGUUACCACUUGGCACCCGUCCCAUCAGCAGCAGCGGUUCUUGGAGUAAAAAUGGUUGCUAGCGAACAGGAGGAAGACAUCGCCCCGAAAAGGGAAACAACUGCGGCACCGACACCAGCGGCUGCGGCAGACAAUGUUAACGAGUCGGAAAUCAGCAAACGUACUUUUCGUUUAGAAGUAUGGUCGAAGAUGCGUUCUGAAAAACGUUCGCAGGUUGCUGGCCCCAGCAACAACUCUACGCGAAAAAUACCCUUUUUUCCGGAGGCGGAACAGGCGGCCGAGCGUCUUGCUGAAACUGAUGAGUUUAAACAAGCCAGCAAAAUUAAGGUCAAUAUUGAUCUUGUACAAGAGUCAGUCAAGCUGCAAGUGCUGAAAGCGCACAAAACGCUUUUCGUUGCACCAUCGCAAAAGUCUGAGUUUUUGUAUGCUAAGAUCAAAUCCUGCAACGUAAACGAGGUACCACUAACAAUACAGAAACGCAUAGUUAAAAUGCUCGGCCCGGAAGACACAUAUGAGGAGCUCGGUAUUGAUCAAGCCGAACCCGUUGAUAUGGUUGUUGUGGGGUGCGUGGCAGUAAGCGAGCAAGGGCAGCGCAUUGGUAAGGGUAACGGCUACGUGGAUUUGGAAAUUGCGUUACUCGCUGAACAAGGCGUGAUUACACCGAAGACUGUAAUCGCCACAACUGUGGCGGAUGCUCAGGUGUAUGAAACUUUGCCGGAAGAUUUGUUCCAACCGUACGAUUUCACCAUUGAUCUGAUUGUAACGCCGACACGUGUGAUUCGCGUCGCAAAUCGGCCAACACCGCGGGUUAUUGGCAUCCAAUGGGGCCUACUAUCAGCUCGUCGCCUGGAGGUUGUGCGCGUGCUGAAAAAGUUGAAAGAGGAACUCGAAGCUCAGGGCAAGGUAAUCGCUCUCAAGGACGAAGACACAGAUGUCGAAAGCUUCCGCAAACCACGCAAUCAACGAAGCGGGGGUGGUAGUGGCCAACGCCGCCAGCAAACCCGUCGCCGUCGCUCAGUGCGUAAUCAACAGAAUGGUGCGGCAGAUACCGGUGCUGGUACCGCCGUUGGCAGUCACGAUGAGGGUGGAAAGGAAGGUGCCGAAAAGCGAACAGGCGAAGAAGGAGGUGGUGGUGGCCGUCGGGCUCGCCGAAAACCACGCUACGGUCGUAAAGUACGGAAUUAUUCUUCCGAUUCUUCUCAGGGUCGUGACGGUGGUGUAGGUGGCAAAUCUGAAUCGGCUUCCGGCGGUGGUGGCGGUGGUGGACGUGGCAAACGGCAUCGCGGCAUUUCAGGACGUAGUGGUGGAGGCCAGUUGGAGGAAAAUGAACAGUUUGCCAACGGUGCCGGCGGAAAAAGCGGAAGAAAUCGCAGCGGCAAGGCAGGAGGUGGUACCAGUACCGGCAGACCCAGAGGCCGAGUGUUGCAGCAUCAAGAUAGCGUGAGGAUCCGCGUUUCGAAUAUGUUCGCGGUUCGCUUCAAGGAUUUCAAAGAAGAGCUGCGCUUCCGUGACUGCUACCCUUCGAAAAUUAGUAAGGGUCGCUACGGUAAGUGUAUGCUGAUCUUCCCGAAGCGCGACAAUACUGACGAGCAGAGUCAGGCAGAAGAGUUACUCAGUAAGCUGUCGGACAUGCGCAUAACAGUACAACAAAAAGACGGCGAGGCGAAACAAGUUGAGCUAAAAUGCGAGUUGCACCAGAGGCGCCGUGAUGGAUCGACCAGCGACCAUGAUGCGGAGAACCACGAAUCGCAACAGGAGCAACAGGGUCAGCAAGAUCAAUACGCGCCACACGGCCAGCAACGAGAGCCAGCCCAACAGCCGUCGCCACACAGUGAAGGUGGUCAAAAAGUAUCCUAAUAGAUUAAAUAGGCGACACAAAAUACGUUUCUGUCCUAUUUCCAAUCCAUUUUAUUUCUGCUUCACAUACCUUUUUUGCUAUUAACAGUAAAUUCCCUGCUUACAUCCCCCGUCUCUUCAAAAUACUGCUAAGUACGAGGGAUGAAAAAUUA